AUGAAUGAGACUGAUGAACGAAUUGAACUUCUAGAAGAAAUCCGAAAAACAAAUAUUAUCCCAAGUCUAAAAACUCAAUUAAAGAUGGCCUUAUGCGAUAAACUUCGAAAUCAUAAUAAAACAGAAAUAAUUAGAUCGCAAUCACGGCAAUCCGAGAUUAUUGAUAACAUUGUUUUAGAAUAUUUAUAUAAAUGUGGUUUUCAUAGUACAGCAAGUAUAUUUUUUGCGGAAUCCAACAUGCAUCAAUUACCUCGAGAACAAAUCUUAUCUACAAUGCAAGUUGUCGACACACAGCAAACUAUAAUGGAGAUGCUUGUCUCAGACGAAUCUCAUCCCAGCAUUUUAACGCAAACAGAUUACCAAGAUUUAGAUUCAAAACUCAAUUCAGUCGAAGAAGAACUUAGGAGAAAACGUAAAUCCGAAAGGACAUUAUCAUCAGAAGAUAUGCUUCGUCGUGGCAUUGAUGCAAUCGAUAAUGAAUAUGAAUUGCGCUUUCAAAAAGAACUUGCAAACAGAAUGGAUAUGUGGCGUGCUUCUGAGUUAUCGAAAGCCUUAUCAAGUGAUAAAAUAUAUCAAGACAGCGAGCUAGAGAGAAUACAGAAAGAGUUAGAAGUUAACUUACGCCAAAAAACCAAUGAAGAGCGAAAUAAAUUUGAUAAAACUUCUGAAGCACUUCAUGCAAAACAACGUGAACUAGAAGCAGAAAUUCAGAAAUGGGCUGAACAAAACAUUAUCCGUGCUCGUGAGAACACUAUGACAACAGAAGCAAGGGCAAUCCUUCAAGACUGUGAGCAAAAAAGUGACAAGAUUCAAGCAAAAAUCGAAGUUCUUCAAAGAAAAUGCGAAAAGGAUCUUCGAAAACUCGAAGAUGCUCAGCUUGAGCAUAGGAAGUCCAAGCGUGAAGUUGAGAAACUAAAACUAUCUAUUCAGCUUUUAGAUCAAAAUUCGAGCUCAAUAAUUCAAUAA
This is a messenger RNA of Trichomonas vaginalis G3, 966 nucleotides long. RefSeq lists its product as uncharacterized. Lineage: Eukaryota; Parabasalia; Trichomonadida; Trichomonadidae. The transcript has a single exon. Gene Ontology annotation, molecular function: protein binding. The coding region runs from base 1 to 966 and encodes 321 amino acids. The record is from RefSeq and is a predicted model, not a curated record.